AAUUGGGUUCGUAGGGAAAGGGGAGGGUUUACGGUUGACCUAAUUUGGCCUAGUCGAUUGACUUCUUCGCAUGGUUUUUGGGGGGUUGGACUCUGAAUCGCUCUGUUUCGUUUACAGCUUUACAUGGAGAUUUAUCGCAGCGCGUCGAGUUGAAUCUUUUUAUCUGUUUGUCUGAUAGAAAGAUCCGAGCUCAAGGAGAGCCGUCGACCUAAUUGACUCUCCAAUCCACUCUCCGAUCGGUAUUCUUUGUCCCUGUUUGUUUCUCUUGUGUGUUCGGUGGUCAAAGUUGGGAGCUUUUUUUCUUCCGUCGAUUAAAAUCGCCCUCCGACGCGGUUUGAGCAGUUUCUUGUUGCAUUGGCUGUGGUCGGCGUCGGAUCGGAUUUUUUUUGGGGGGGCAUCAUCGUGCGAUGUCCCGACCAAGAUCUCUGUUUUGUUAUUCAAGUUUUUCUGUAUGAGAAGAAGGGGAGGAGCUGAUUGGCGAAGAAAGGAGUAGUGCCAUGGGCAUCUUUUGCUCCAAGACGGCGGCGGUUGAUAGAUCGCCUAGUGAAAUCACUCUCCAGAAUGGCUUUGGAGGCCACUAUCCAAUUCUUUCUGAGCCUGAUGCGAACGGGAAAGACAUAUACAAGAGUACCGUGCCUGACGAGAUACCUAAAAAGUCGUUUGUUGAAGAUCCCUACGUGUUUCCGGGAAUGAGUGGCUAUGGAAUAAUUGAAUCUGCUGCUGCAGAGAAGUUGGGGAGGGCUUAUUCACAGAAAUUUAAACCCGCCAUGGAAAAGCCAACCACGUCCGGCAAGUCAGGGAGCACUAAGGUCACUGAAAUGAGUUCUUUUUUUGGAAAGGCUGGUACUGUUGGAUUAGGGAAGGCAGUGAAUGUGUUGGACAUUGUUGGUAGUAGCAUGACUAGUUUUAACUCUGGCAGUGGAUUUGGUUCAGGAGUGGCUACAAAAGGCAAUAAGAUAUCUAUUUUGGCAUUUGAGGUUGCCAACACGAUAGUGAAAGGUUCAAAUCUCAUGAAAUCACUUUUGAAAAAAAACAUAAACUAUUUGAUAGAAAUUGUGCUGACUUCAGAGGGAGUUCAACAUUUAGUUUCUGAAAGCGUGGAUGAAUUACUGAGAUUAGCUGCAGCCGACAAAAGGAAAGAGUUGAUGGUAUUCUCUGGAGAAAUUGUCCGAUUUGGAAAUCAUUGCAAAGAUCCUCAAUGGCACAACUUAGAACGCCAUUUUUCCAAAUUGGAGUCUGAUUUUACACCGCAGCAGCAGCUAAGAGAAAUGGCUUUAGAGGAAAUGGAAUGUUUAAUGAUGUUGGUUCACCAUACAGCUGAACUCUAUCAUGAGUUGCAAGCAUUGGAUAAAUAUGAACAAGAUUACAAGCGAAAAUUGCAGGAGGACAAGAACUUGGUUCCUACCGAAAGAGGAAACAAUCUUCAAAUACUAAAACAAGAGCUAAAGAAUCAACAAAAACACGUCAAAAGCUUAAAAAAGAAAUCACUUUGGUCAAGGAAUUUGGAAGAGGUUGUUGUGAAGCUUGUGGACAUUUUCCAUUUCCUGCAUCUGGAAAUUCAUGAUGCCUUUGGGACUGCUGAUGGAGAUAAAGAGGUGGUAGGAUCCUUGAGCAGCCAUGAAAGACUAGGGUCAGCUGGGCUUGCAUUGCAUUAUGCUAAUGUCAUUACUCAGAUUGACACUCUUGUUUCACGACCUAGUUCGGUGCCACCGAGCACCAGGGAUGCAUUGUAUCAAGGACUCCCGCCCAGUCUUAAGUCUGCAUUGCGUUCCAAAUUACAAUCUUUCGAGUUUAAGGAAGAGUUAACUGUUCAAAAGAUCAAAGUUGAAAUGGAGAAAACUCUACGGUGGCUUUUCCCAAUGGCGAACAAUACAACUCGAGCACACCACGGAUUUGGUUGGGUUGGUGAGUGGGCGAACGCAGGAAUGGAAAUUAAUCAGAAGCUCUCUGGUGUUGUUGAAUUAACCAAGAUUGAGACACUCUAUCAUGCAGACAAGAGGAAAACAGAAGCACACAUUCUCGAUUUGAUCGUGUGGCUUCACCACCUGAUCACCCACAGUCGAGCUGGUAAUGCAGGCAUUCGGUCUCCGAGUAAAUCUCCAAUUCGUUCUCCAAGAAAGAAGAGAUCACCUGUCUCCUCGUCAGUGAACAAGACCAACUCUCCAUCUUCCAAACUCACCCUCGGAGAGCAAGAAAUGCUGCAACGUGCCACAUCAAAGAGGCGAAAUUGGGGAAGAAGCAAAAGCCAGGAGUUUGAAACUGGUAUGGCCAGAUUAAAGAAGGAUGACAGGUUGAGCAAAAGCAGCAGCAAAUGUCUUGGAAGGGAAGCAAUGACCGACUCUUCUUUUUUCAGGCGGUUCGAUUUUGACAUUGAUAGGAUCAAAGUUUUGGAUGUAAUUGACAGAGUGGAUAACCUUACCAACCUGUAAAAACUGUAAUGCAUGGCAAUGGCUAUUGCUAUUGCUAUUGCUAUUGUUUCCCUCAGCUCACCAUGUAUGUUUGUGCUUGAGAGUUAGCAGCCAUUUGGUUGGGAAUUGCUACUCUGAUAUUGCUGUGAGUAAUAAUGGAGGUAUUGCUCGUCCUUUAUUUGUAAAGAUAAAGAAGCACUCAACGUUUCAUGUACAGAAACAGAUAUUAUACUACUCUUUAUAUUAGUACAUUCAAGCCGAUAUGCAUCAAUCA
Molecule: messenger RNA, 2682 nt
Organism: Zingiber officinale
Lineage: Eukaryota; Viridiplantae; Streptophyta; Magnoliopsida; Zingiberales; Zingiberaceae
Product: protein PSK SIMULATOR 1-like
Exons: 13
Coding region: 498-2429 (643 amino acids)
Biological process (GO): positive regulation of growth
Source: RefSeq, a predicted model, not a curated record